AUGAGGAAUCACACAUUGCUGAAUGAAUUCAUUCUAUGGGGAAUACCUCAGACAGAGGGACUGGAGGCUGUACUCUGUGCUGUCUUCUCAUUCAUCUACCUCUUCACCCUACUUGGAAAUUUACUCAUCCUUAUAGCGAUUGUUUCUUCCUCUACCCUUCACACUCCUAUGUAUUUCUUCUUGGGACUCCUGUCUACUUUUGACAUAUUGUUCCCAUCUGUAACAUGUCCCAAGAUGCUAUUGUAUCUCUCUGGCCAGAGCCCAGUCAUUUCUUUUAAGGGAUGUGCUUCACAGCUCUUCUUCUAUUACUUGCUGGGUUCUGCUGAAGGCUGCCUCUAUUCUGUGAUGUCUUAUGAUCGCUUUGUUGCCAUACGUCACCCACUGAGAUAUAUGCUCAUCAUGAAGCCUAGAGUCUGUGUCGGCUUGGUCGUGGUAGCCGGCUUGGUGGGUUGUCUUCACGCCACCAUUCUGACCUCCUUUACCUUUCAGUUGUCCUACUGUGGCCCCAAUCAGGUGGACUACUUCUUUGACAUUCCUGCUGUUUUACCCCUGGCUUGUACUGACAGUGCCCUGGCCCAGAGGGUGGGUUCCAUAAAUGUUGGCUUUCUGGCUUUAACACUUUUGAUCAGUGUCUGUGUCUGCUACACUCGCAUUGGGAUUGCCAUCUUGAGAAUCCGCUCAUCAGAGGGCAGGCAGAAAGCCUUCUCCACCUGCAGUGCUCACCUUGUUGCAAUCCUCUGUGCCUAUGGACCUGUAAUCGUCAUCUAUCUGAAGUCCACACCCAACCCCUUGCUUGGUGAGGUGCAAAUAUUAAAUAAUGUUGUCUCACCCAUGCUGAACUCGUUAAUCUAUUCCUUAAGGAACAAGGAAGUGAAAAGGUCCCUGAAAAGAGUAUUCCGAAAUGUUUUACUUACUGUUUGUGAAUAA
Pan troglodytes (chimpanzee) is the source of this 927-nucleotide messenger RNA. Its product is annotated as olfactory receptor 10N1-like. The record is from RefSeq and is a predicted model, not a curated record. Gene Ontology annotation, cellular component: membrane. Gene Ontology annotation, molecular function: G protein-coupled receptor activity; olfactory receptor activity. Gene Ontology annotation, biological process: G protein-coupled receptor signaling pathway. NCBI's taxonomy places the organism in Eukaryota, Metazoa, Chordata, Mammalia, Primates, Hominidae.